CACCACGGCUGCUAAGAGGAGCUUAAAUACUUAUUGAGGAAAUAAAUCCGUAUUGGACAUGGAAACAAGUUUCCUUUUCGUCUGAGAAAAAUAAGGAAACGUCAGCUUCUCUCAGAAAAAGAAAGGUGUUCGCUUGCGAACAUUGCAAUGAAUCGUUCACGAAUGAAGUAAAGUUUGGAGAUCAUUGCUCUCGUGUUCAUGAUCUUCUCUCGGUAAAACGUGCUGCGGUAUAACAUUUCAGAGCAGAACGACGCUAUGGAGGCACAAGAAAAAGCACGAUAAAGAAAAACGAACCUGCGAGAUGUGCGGCAAAGUCGUUUUCGGCGAAUAUUCAUUAAAAAACCACAUAUACAUCACGCACAAUUUCAAAACGCACGUUUGCGAAAUAUGCAACAAAUCUUUUCGCUGGUAUUCGAAGCUCAAAGAGCAUAUCAAAUUCCGACACUACAACGAACGUAAGCCGCAUAAGUGCGAGCUAUGUUUGAAAGAGUUUGAAAACAGAACUCAUCUAGCCGAACAUACUAGAGUGGUGCACGAAGGUUUUCGGUACACUUGUACCGUUUGCCGGAAGACUUUGAAAUCCAAGUCUCACUUUAGGGCACACGUUAAAACUCACGAUGAAAACUAUGUAGAAGAGCAGUACACGUGCAAGAUCUGCGACGCUGUUCUGAAGACGAUCCAAGGCUUCAACCACCACAUGCGAACUCAUGAAAACAAGACUCAAGGGAUCUGCGACAUUUGCGGAAAGGUGAUGAAUAAAAGCUUUUUAAAAAUGCACAUUAGGAUACAUACAGGAGAAAAGCCCUUCAAGUGCGGAAUUUGCGGUAAAGGUUUCUCUACAAAAAUGGCAUUGAAGACGCAUAACAGGAUACACACUAACGAAAAACCGUAUCAGUGUAACAUAUGCAACUCAAAAUUUACACAAAAAGGGACGUUAAACGUGCAUAUUAGGUACCACACCGGAGAAAGACCUUAUGCGUGCAGUCGCUGUAGCAAAAAGUUCGUCACCAAGACUGCGAUGAAAGGACAUCACUGUAAAGGCAGCUAGGUGAUAUUUUUUUGUUGUUU
This is a messenger RNA of Acanthoscelides obtectus, 1068 nucleotides long. The record is from the annotation of a GenBank genome assembly. Lineage: Eukaryota; Metazoa; Arthropoda; Insecta; Coleoptera; Chrysomelidae.